Trichoderma harzianum CBS 226.95 is the source of this 602-nucleotide messenger RNA. RefSeq lists its product as hypothetical. The transcript is spliced from 2 exons. NCBI's taxonomy places the organism in Eukaryota, Fungi, Ascomycota, Sordariomycetes, Hypocreales, Hypocreaceae. Gene Ontology annotation, cellular component: cytosol. Gene Ontology annotation, molecular function: deaminase activity. Bases 98 to 529 code for a protein of 143 amino acids. The record is from RefSeq and is a predicted model, not a curated record.
GCGCUCCCCGUGAAUUGAGCAAAUUUAAAGUUACUUUCUUACAACUCGCAUCCUUUCUUCAUCUCAUCAAGACAUCAGCAGUAGAAUCGUCGGCAACAUGUCUCAUCUAAAGUAUUAUUCCUACGAGGGCGUCGGCGUGAGAAACAGAGAGAUAUUCGCUUACAGCCAGGCCGUGCGUGUGGGAGACCGAAUCGAAUGCGCUGGUCAAGGAGGCUGGGACCCUAAGACUGGCGCAUACCAAAAAGACCUUAAUGCACAAAUUGACCAGGCUUUCGCCAAUGUUGAGAUCGCCUUGAAAGACGCCGGUGGCAAGGGCUGGUCUCAAGUUUAUCGCAUCAAUACUUACCAUGUGCCGAUAAGCAACGAGGCAUUGGAGGCUGUGACGAGGAAUAUUCGAAAUUAUAUGCCUGGGCAUCAACCGAUUUGGACAGCUGUAGGAGUGGCACGUCUAGCUGAGGAUGAUAUGCUCAUAGAAAUUGAGGUGGUUGCUCAUGAUCCGGAAGGCGCACAGGCGGCCUCAAAGCUAUAAUGUAUCUAUCUGUUUAGGGCCCGUUUCAACAUUGGAUUGAUAAUGAAACACAAGUUGUGGUGUCAUCUCGACG